AGAGCGUGCCCCCUCUGCUUCCAGGACCACCGCACUUCUAACACCUUGAGGAGUUAGGUCCGAAGGGAAGGAAAGGAGAUGAGCGAAGUUUCACGGUCCCUCGAAUCCUGAGAUCUUCCGUCCAUUCCACGGCUGCCUCACUCUCCCAACCUGCACACCGGGGUCGCCAGGUUUCUUUGCUUGCAAAGCCUGCGCGAGGGCCACAUCAAAUACCAAACCUUGGACAGGAAUCAAACGGUCACUUCCCCGCCCCCUGGGCGCAGUAUGCAAAUCCGAGCACCAGGAAGUAGCUGGGACCUCUCGGUCUAGCCCAGCGACAGCCAGUUCCUCUCCCACCGUGCGGGGCCGCGCUGCCGCUCACUCCCCGGCCGUGGCGCCUCCGGGCCGGACGCGCUGCAGCUUCCAGUCCGCCGCAGGCGGGGCAGCCGCCACCUCCGGCCUAGAGCCCGCAACCCCUUGUCACGCGUCCAGCGUUCCCCGCCCGCAGCCCCUUCCCAGGAGGGCCCUGCUGGGCUGUCCCGUGGCGCCUCCAGCUUCGAACUGAAGUCACCGUGGAGUUCCGCCGCCGCCCCGAAACUUUCACCGCGAGCGGGAAAUAUGGGAUGUAUAAAAUCAAAAAGGAAAGACAGUCUGAAUGACGAUGGAGUAGAUUUGAAGACUCAACCAGUACGUAAUACUGACCGAACUAUUUAUGUGAGAGAUCCAACGUCCAAUAAACAGCAAAGGCCAGUUCCAGAAUCUCAGCUUUUACCAGGACAAAGGUUUCAAACUAAAGAUCCUGAAGAGCAAGGAGACAUUGUGGUGGCCUUGUACCCCUAUGAUGGCAUCCACCCAGAUGACUUGUCUUUCAAGAAAGGAGAGAAGAUGAAAGUCCUGGAGGAGCAUGGAGAAUGGUGGAAAGCUAAGUCCCUUUUAACAAAGAGAGAAGGCUUCAUCCCCAGCAACUAUGUGGCCAAAGUCAACACCUUAGAAACAGAAGAGUGGUUUUUCAAGGAUAUAACCAGGAAGGACGCAGAACGACAGCUUCUAGCACCAGGGAACAGUGCAGGAGCUUUUCUUAUCAGAGAAAGUGAAACAUUAAAAGGCAGUUUCUCUCUGUCUGUCAGAGAUCAUGACCCUGUUCAUGGCGAUGUCAUUAAGCACUACAAAAUUAGAAGUCUGGACAAUGGAGGUUAUUACAUCUCUCCACGAAUCACUUUUCCCUGCAUCAGUGACAUGAUCAAGCAUUACCAAAAGCAGUCAGAUGGUUUGUGCAGAAGAUUGGAGAAGGCAUGUAUUAGUCCCAAACCACAGAAGCCAUGGGAUAAAGAUGCCUGGGAGAUCCCACGGGAGUCCAUUAAGUUGGUGAAAAGGCUCGGCGCAGGACAAUUUGGGGAAGUCUGGAUGGGUUACUAUAACAAUAGCACCAAGGUGGCUGUAAAGACCCUGAAGCCAGGCACCAUGUCUGUGCAAGCAUUCCUCGAAGAAGCCAACCUCAUGAAGACCCUUCAGCACGACAAGCUCGUGAGACUCUAUGCUGUGGUCACCAAGGAAGAGCCCAUCUACAUCAUCACUGAAUACAUGGCCAAGGGCAGUUUGCUGGAUUUCCUGAAGAGCGAUGAAGGGGGCAAGGUGCUGCUCCCAAAGCUCAUUGACUUUUCAGCUCAGAUUGCAGAGGGCAUGGCGUACAUUGAGCGGAAGAACUACAUUCACCGCGACCUGCGAGCAGCCAAUGUCCUGGUCUCUGAGUCACUCAUGUGCAAGAUUGCAGAUUUUGGCCUUGCUAGAGUUAUUGAAGACAAUGAGUACACAGCAAGGGAAGGUGCUAAGUUCCCUAUUAAGUGGACAGCUCCAGAAGCCAUCAACUUUGGAUGCUUCACUAUCAAGUCGGAUGUAUGGUCCUUUGGAAUUCUCCUGUAUGAAAUUGUCACCUAUGGGAAGAUUCCCUACCCAGGGAGAACCAACGCUGACGUGAUGACGGCACUGUCUCAGGGCUACCGGAUGCCCCGCAUGGAGAACUGCCCGGAUGAGCUCUACGACAUCAUGAAAAUGUGCUGGAAAGAAAAGGCAGAGGAGAGGCCCACGUUUGAUUACUUGCAGAGCGUCCUGGAUGACUUCUACACCGCCACAGAGGGGCAGUAUCAGCAGCAACCCUAGCGCCUGGGAGGCUUCACUCAGUGAUGGGAAGAAGUAAUGGACACUGGUCACACUGGUUAUUUCACAUACUGGGAUCAUCUGCACGCCUGGCUCCUGAAAACAGAGGCUAAAUCAUGCAGGAAGAACACCUUUGACACGGGAAGUAUUCCGUUCUCUUAGGCUGCUGCCCACCGGGAUGCAGCUUGGACUGCGCCUCAGCUAGUCAUCUUGUUCUGCCUGACCAACAUCAGAAUAUCACCUUCAGAGAAGACAGCUGUUCUCCCCAGCAGUGCAUCCACACUGGGCCUGCAUUCACAGUUGGCUGUGUGACUCAAAGGUUCAGAGGCCAUUGCAACCAAUCCCUGGUAGUAGUAGAACUAAAUUCACUUAUAAAGCAAAAAUAACCAGAUGCAUGCAUGACACUUCUUUGUAUUUUCUCUAUGC
Molecule: messenger RNA, 2559 nt
Organism: Castor canadensis (American beaver)
Lineage: Eukaryota; Metazoa; Chordata; Mammalia; Rodentia; Castoridae
Gene: Lyn
Product: LYN proto-oncogene, Src family tyrosine kinase
Biological process (GO): protein phosphorylation
Molecular function (GO): protein tyrosine kinase activity; protein binding; ATP binding
Source: RefSeq, a predicted model, not a curated record